AUGAAACCAACGAAAUUACGAGUUGCUUUCCAAGAUCCCGACUGGGUCGAGAGUGAAUUAUCUUUACUGGCGCUAUCACGACGUGAGCGACCGAUUUAAUUUAGUUGUAAUGUACAUAUUUUGUAUAGGGAUGGCCAGGAAUCUGAGGUCCCGGAAACGCAUUGGUGAUCCCAGUGAAACGAGCCAGAUUCUGGGGGACACUUCUCAAAUUCUGGAGGACGUCGAGAGCACUUUCCAAGACCUGGAUGACAAAUGCAGACGGGAGAAGGUGGGUUAUAACAGACAUAGAUUCUUGGUGUGAUUUUUACUUUUUGUGCUCAACUGCUUGUUAUUUUUAUUCUAAACUAUAUGACUGUUUUUAAAUCUGUUGUUGAUGAGUUUUGUAAAAGAAGUUAAUAAUUCUAAUUAAUAAAACAUAAGACUAUGUAAUUGUUUAGGAACAACUGGGUUAUAAACAUUGGUUCAUCACGGUGUUGGCUCUCACCGUUAUCUACGGACUGGUUGUACUGCAAGAUCACCGCUUACCGGAUGUGGAGCCAGCUGACCAAUUCGAAAAGUUCAGUGAAGUGAGAGCUCGCGAGUUUCUAAACAAAAUCACGGCGCUCGGACCCAGGCCUAGCGGUUCGAUUGCAUUGGAGGUACAGUCAUUUAUGUACUACGUUGGGCUUUGAAAUUGUUCAAUGUUUCAGAAAACUUAAGCAUAUUGUUGUGCAGUACCUACUUUGCAUCUUACAUAACGAAUGUUUUAAGGUCCAUGCGGUAAAGAUACUGAAUGAUAAGCUUGCCCAAAUCAAACAAUCUUUCGAACGAACGGGUGUGAAUCGCAUUGAAACGGACAUCCAACGACCAGUAGGAUGCUUUAAUCUUGAAUUCUUGUCUGCCUUUACUCUGUGCUACCACAAGGUAACCAACGUACUCGUUAGGAUUGGGUCAAAGAAGAAGGAAAGUCACAAUGCUGUGCUUUUGAACUGCCAUUUCGACACGCUUCCUGAUACUCCCGGAGCUACUGACGAUGCUGUAAGUUUGGUUGUCGCUGUGCAUUUGCUUUUUCGACAUCGUUUGUUUUUAAUGUAGUCUUUCUAAUUCAGGUAUCUUGUGCCAUUAUGAUGGAAACUCUUGAAAUUCUGUCUAAGCGACCGACCGAACUCGAAAACGACAUAAUCUUCUUGUUCAACGGCGCUGAGGAGAACUUUUUGCAAGCAUCACACGGCUUCAUCACUCAACAUCCGUGGAGGCACGAUGUCAGAGCCUUCAUCAAUCUGGAAGGCACAGGCUCUGGUGGUCGCGAGAUUCUGUUCCAGGCUGGUCCUGGAGACUCGUGGAUUCUGAAGGCGUACCUCGAGAACGCUCCCCAUCCUCAUUGUAGUGUAGUUGCACAAGAAAUAUUUCAGUCUUCGAUCGUGCCAUCUGACACUGAUUUCCGUGUCUUCAGGGACUACGGUAGAGUCUCUGGUCUUGAUAUUGCUUACCACAGAAACGGCUGGGUAUAUCACACAGAAUUUGACAAGGCUGCAGUAAUCACAACCGGUUCAAUUCAAAGGGCAGGCGACAACUUACUGGCUGUGUCUCAAGCUCUGGUACGGUCUCCGCAUCUUGAGAGUCCAGCCAGCUUCAACGAGGAAAACAAAUGGGUCUUCUUCGACUUUGUGGGACUGUUCACCAUCUUCUACGAGAUCAGUUUUGGUAAGACAAUUUCAUUUUUACUACUUAACUUUAAUGAUGUAAUAGUGUUUUAAUUUUAUGUAUUAAUAAUUGUUUAUAGGUAACAUUGUCAACUUUGUGGUCAUCCUUAUUUUGGCCAUUAUGAUCGCAUAUCGACUUCUGAAUGGCAUUUACACUUCUCACGAUCUUCUUUGGGCAUUUGGACACAACGUGCUGUCUCUCAUUGUCAUGGCUGUCGUCGGCCUCUCGAUUGUCGGUAUUCUUCACUUAUUCAACAUGGUUAUGUGCUGGUACGCGAUGCCGGAACUUGUCUUCCCCAUCUACAUCUUCCCUAUGUUGGUUGCUGGAUGCUGGACUCAUUCCUACAUUGCUGAUCGCAAAAGAAAUGACGUUAAACUGUGGAAUGUACGUUUUAGACUUACAAAAAAAUUCGAAUUUCGUCCAAGCAAUGGAACCUUAUAUUCGAAAGUUGAAUAAGAAUUAACGAAAAAUGUAUUUAGCCUCUACGUCAAGAGCUGAUCCACUAUGACGCCGUCCUCAUUUACUGGGCCCUGUUAUUGUUGAUCAUGACUGCUCGUGGACUUGCCAGCUCCUUCUACAUGUUGAUCCAUGUCAUUUUCCCUCUUAUGAGAGAUCCUCUCCUUGCAGUCUACCUCAAAGUCUCCAAAAAACGUAAGUUUUCGUUUUUAUUGUAGUAUCAUGUAAGUCUGCUUUACAUCUUUUACUUUUAUAAUUUUAAUUUCAGCAUUGAAAGCGGAGAACGUGUUGUUCACUCAAUGGAUAUGUCUUCUGCCAGUGAUCGCCUUUGUUAGUAACGCUGUCAUGUUGUUCUUCGACUUCUUUGUUCCAGUGAUGGGCAGAAUGGGUAACAUCGUUCCUCCAGAACUGAUCAUGAUGCCAUUGUCUCUACUUACUGCUUGGACAUUCGUUCUCUUUACUGUAAGUUAUUAUGUUAACACAUUUUGUAAAAUCAGCGCUUCAGUUUUUUGAAUCUUUCUAUAAUAUAAAAAAUUGUAUUUGCUCUUUCAGAACAACUUGGUCUACAUCAGUCGCAGAAUGGGUUUCUUACUGCAAUGUUCAGUAGCCUUGUUUGCACUUUUCUUUGUCAUCACAGCUACGACCAGCAUUGGAGUCCCUUACAAGUGGUCUGACGAUGGAAUGCCAAGACUUCGCCGAAUUUUAGCUAUUGUAAGAAUAGUCUUUUAUUACGGUUUUUAUUAUCGGAAUACUUUUUGUGUAAUAACCACAAUUUAAGCACGUUAAAAGAUCUGCAUAUGGAAUGGACGGUUCUGUCCAAACUUCUGACAGUGGCCUCUUCGUACAAUCUUUCGAUUACCGUGGUGUCGACGAUCUUCCAGAACAUUCUUUCCUUCAAGGCAGUGGUCCUCCAAACUGCACCAACACUAAAGACGAGUAUUGCCAACUCCCAUAUUACACCGCAAUCCAUCGCGUUAUUCCUCCAAGGUAAGUAUCAUGGUGAAUUUUUUAAUUUAUCUUCAAAACAACAAAUGACAAUCCUUGUGUAGCUAACCUAAUAACUUGUUUUCAGAACAGCCAAGUGGGUACCCAUGCCACAACCGCCCACUCUCCCUAACCCCCUACAUGUUACUCUAGACCAAAAAGAAAUCUCUGACAAUGGAAGAACGGUGAACAUUUCCCUGACGGUGAAGGGAGGUGUGGAUAAGAUGACUUACCACGUAACCCCUUUGAACAACUACACUAUCAAGGAGUGGUCCUUAACCAAAAUGGAUCACAAAACCUUCGGCGAAAGAGAUACCUACUUUGUCUUCUUGACUUACGGAGCCGAAGCUCCACCAGAACGCAACUUCUGGGUGGUUCUGGAGAAAGAGAACGAGGACGACAACGCGGUUAGCCAACCAUCGCUCGAGUUCUCUGUGGCUACACACUAUUCUCACGGUAAAUUUUGAAUAUUGGAUUAACUUAACAUUUCGAUUUUAAUAUUUUUAAAAAAUCUUGUUUUAGGCCGCUACCAGAACUCCCCACCCUUGCUACAGCUCCGCGCCCUCAUCAACACCAGAAGACAGACUCCGCACUUCGCCGUCGGCUACUGGAAAUGGGCGAUCACGAUGAUUGGCGGCUGCUCCGAGACCAUCGCUCGGCUUUUCUAA
This is a messenger RNA of Bursaphelenchus okinawaensis, 3791 nucleotides long. The record is from the annotation of a GenBank genome assembly. NCBI's taxonomy places the organism in Eukaryota, Metazoa, Nematoda, Chromadorea, Rhabditida, Aphelenchoididae.